CUAUUACUCCUGCCGUGUGGCAUUCAUUGUCUAUUAAACGUUUUUCCGGAACACUGUAUUGACGUUUCAGGCAGUGUAAAGUCUUGACUGAAACACGGUGUUUCUCAAUGGCGGUCGCUAGAGCUGUUAAAUUACAGAAAACUGUAGUUAAUGAAUUGAGGAAGCACACGGCAUCUGUUAUAUUUCUCCACGGAUCAGGUGACACUGGACCUGGUAUACGAGCAUGGGUUAAAGAUGUCCUAAAUGAAGAUCUUGUUUUCCCCCAUAUCAGAGUAGUUUAUCCAACUGCUCCAGCCAGACCUUAUACACCAAUGAAUGAGAAUUUGUCAAAUGUGUGGUUUAACAGAUACAACCUACUUAAUGACAGCACAGAGCACAUCGAAACAAUUGACUCAAUGGGUCGGAUUCUUACAAAUUUUGUUGAACAAGAAGUCCAAAGUGGCAUUCCUUUAAACAGGAUAAUCAUUGGAGGCUUUUCAAUGGGAGGAGGAAUGGCAAUCCAUUUAGCAUACAGGUUUCUUCCACAUGUAGCCGGAGUGUUUGCGCUUUCAAGUUUUUUGAAUAAAGAAUCCAUUUGUUACCAGGUGCUGCGGGAAUAUUCUGGCCCUCUGCCUGAAUUAUUUCAGUGCCAUGGAGAAUCCGAUGACCUUAUUCUGCAUCAGUGGGGUGAGGAGACCAACAAAGAACUAAAAGCACUGGGUGUGCCAUGUUCAUUUCAUAGUUUUCCAGAUCUUGAUCAUGAACUCCACAAAGCAGAACUGGAAAUGUUGAAAUCCUGGAUUUUACAAAAAUUGCCAGAGGUGAUGGAGUAAUGUGCGUUUAAAGACACUAAAACGUUGGGGAAGUCCUGGGGGGGAUAUUUGUUGAUUGUGCAAAUAACAUACCCUGAGACAGUCACAAGGAGUGGUUAGACUGAAUGCAGAAAACUUUAGUAUGCAUUUUGUUGCAUUUGCACAAAAAAUGGACAAAUUCAUUUGAAACACAUUGUACGCAGAAAGGAAAGUAAGAAAACAAUGCUAAUCACUGCUGAUAAUGAACCUGAUGGAGACUUUUUUUUUUUUCGUGCACCUGAUCUGAUGCUGCAUGUGUGCUUGAGUUGCAAGAAGUAGCAAGUACAGAGAAGGAAUGCCCACUCUGUUCUUUAAAGCAAAUGGAACAGACUUGUGUUUAUUUCUACCAGUGACCAUGAUUAAGUAGCCUGCACAAUAUUUAUGGUGGCAAAUGUUUCUGAGAAUCGGGACUUGCUUUUUAUUCAUCUCUGAGAGUAAAAGGAUGAUAAAUCUUCAGUGCAUAUAUGUAGGUGGCAGUAGUAAUGAACGUUGUACAACACAAGGCAUUUAGAAGGUCUUCAAGUUCAGGACAGGAUAAAGGAAUCUGAAUAUAAAUAAAAAGGGUAAUACAGUUUUCUAUAGCAAAAUGGCAUUUGAUAGAGUUGGCUUUUGACUGAAAUGAAAGACUGGAUGAAGGCCUAGAAUGCCAUCAUGGAAGGUUGCAGUUAAGCUGGGGUCAUUACUUCAAAGUUGCCAGUCUUUCCAUAUGUUUGAGCUUCUUCAGUUUCUUACUCUGGCAGUAGAAUUAACUACUGUCUAGUCUGUUAUAGAAGAAUCUGAUUAUCAGAACAUCUACAGAGAAAAUUGCUGUUAACCACUUUUUUCUUAACCUUAUGAAGAGCAGGCACCUGCUCUGUCCCACACGUUCUUGUUCAGCAUGUCUUCAGGUUCAUGCUUGUAUUUACCAUGAAUGAGUAUAUUUAGGGCUUCAUUUGUGAGGAGCAGUUAUUCCAACCCAGAUUUUUUUCCCCCUUAGUCAUGUUUUGUAGCUCUCAUCUUGCUGUGACCUGUGUCAGCACUUUUUGCCAGGGUACAUAAGGCCAAACCUACUUUACCUUCUUUUUUUUGUUUUCCCCCAUUGCAUGUGCUGUACAUUCCUCCAUGCAAACAUCGUAGGAAAUUGCUCACAUUUGCAUUCUAGAAGAAAUGACUGAACAGCAUACAGAGUCCCUAUGUCCCUUUGUUAUAAACAUGCCAAUCAAGGCCUUCAUUUGCCAACUACUUCAGGUGUUGGUGAAAACAGCAUGUGGACUUACUGAAUGACAAAGUGAAACUUCAGGCCUUCAUUAGGGUACGACUUGAAGUUUAUAUGGAUCACUAUAAUUUGCUUUCACUUGUAUGCUGUAUUAGCAUCACUGUUUAAAAAAUUAGUAUUGAUGAUCUUGUCUUUUUUGCCAAUUAAAAUGAAAGUACCUUUAUGUAUUACACAUUUUUAAACUUUAAUAGAUUUUUGCAUGGUCGGGUUCUUGUUGACACUAAAAAUAGCAGAUAAAAUAUCCUGUUGUAAAAAUAUCCUGUUGUAGUAGCAGUAUGCCUGCUAUACUGUUCUAGAUAGAAGGAUCAGCUACUGCCCUAAGUCGUCGUAAAACUUAACACUGCCUUUACAGGAGUAUCCAACACAGGUUGUGAUUGUACAGAUCGAAUGGUCUCUUUCAAGACAAGUGCAGGCAUACCUUCCUUUGCAGCAACUAUUUUUUUCAUUAUUACAACAGACAACUGCUUAACUACUGGUGUAUAUUAUGACACUGCUCAUGGCUUUAAUACAGGAAACCUAGAACUUGCUCUUUGAGUCGUUCAUUAAGACACCUUCUUGUUUCUGUCAAAUCAACACAAGUGAAUUCACUUUGUUGUCUGUGUUUGUUUUAGUAAUUAUUAGAUGGCAAUUUUCCUGAUACCUCUCAAUGUCUCCACUCAAACAUCAAAAACAUUGUCCCAAAACCAGGUACAGAAUUUAUGUAAAAUUCCGCUAGUCAGACUUUUUUUAGUAAUAUGCAAUUUUUUGUUCUGCAUGAUCAGUGAAGGACAGAGUGAACCUGAUAGAAAAAUAAGGGAAGUAUGUUUGAGUGUUAUAGGACUUCAGUAAUGAUUCUGAUAAUGGUAUGGGGUAGUGACAGUCAGAAUAUAGAAACUAAGUGAAUAUAGGAGAAAGUCCAGGGAAGUAAAUUAGAAGAUUAAAUAGAUGUUUCAGAAUAAAAUUAUUUCAUAUGUUAACAGAUCAUUUAAAGAUUAAAAAAACAGAUUGGAGGAUGCAGAAGAACAGAGUGAGAGCCACACGAUGUUAGCGUAAUAAAAACGUUUAAUCCACGCUUUCGUAACCAAACUUCUUCAGAAUAAAAUGUACAUUCUCUACAUCACAUUUAAAAACAGUUUUGUAAUGCCUCUGCUCUGUUUUUUUUUGGUUCUUGUGGUUAUCCAGGAGUUUUCCUCAUUUAAAGAUUAGGUUACAAAAAAUGUUCAUUAUAAAGUAAUAAGCAUGAGAGGCAGACAAUGGUGAGUUAAAUAAAGCAGACAUGUGGUAACUAAGGGAGGUAAUAUUGUACCUAGCACACAGAAAGCUUCUGUAAUAAUUGUUUACAAAUUUUAUAUGCCAAUAAUUAUGAAAUGUUAUUGGUGAAUCCUAGAGACAAAAAAUAGAUUUGUUAUGAAAUUUUAUUACAAAACGGCAGUUCUAAAAGUAUAAAAACUGAAAGUUGAAAGAAGUAGUUAACAUAAUAUUGUCUAGCUAUACUUGUGUUUUAUUGACUCCUCAAAACUGACAAAGGAUGGAAAGAAACCUACCUGUAUAUCUCAAGACAAAUACUUCAAAACUUCUGCUAAAAUUGUACAGUCUUGUGUUAAGAACCUUAGACUAGUGAAAUAAACACUUGAACAAUUAAAUGUAUUUGACAUAAUUUGAUAUGAAAGCAUUAUGUACAAAUAUUAAGCAUCAUGUUGCAUACAAUCUGUAGUGUAAUUCAUGCAAAAGUCGCAAAACUGUGUAAUGGAGAUAGUUGAUAUUUUGUUUUUAUUUGAUGGAGAAUUCUCUUUAGAUUAAUGGACCAGAUUUUUCCUGUCUCAAAUACUAAUAUUAGUCUUUACAAAAGAUGUAUGUCUGUAGUACUUGAAAGAGAAUGUAUUGGUGUAAGUUUUUAUAAAUCCACAUUUUUUGGGGAUAAAGCUAAAAAUUCCUAUUAAUUUGUACAACAGUUAAGGUGGUUAAGAGAUUGAGGUUAAGGGUGGUAUUCACAGCGUCUCUUCAUAUAUGUGCAUGGCCAAAUGAGGAGUGUCGCCAUUGUCCUAUGUUUAUACAAAUAUACCUACACAAGUGAAGGGCUGCACAGACACACCCACAUGCUUUGUCUGCAAGUUCUUAAACUUGAGUAGAAGUGGCCGGGUUGUAUGAGAAUUUAACAACUUGGAAUGUAAAGUAACUAUUACUUCCAGCUGUUUUCAGAAUUGAGAGGUGAGCACGAACUUACAAAAGUUAAUAUAUGUUAAUGAUGCUCAAUUAAGGAAAGCAGCACCCUGUACCGCUAUUUAGACAUGAAGUUAAAGAUAUACGGUGUUAUGUAUUGAAUGCAUUGAUGUCCUUAUGUGGGCACCCUGACUGUGUCUUUGUAAGUUGCAAAGGAGAAGACAGGACAGCUAAAAAUGGGGGUAGAGAAAAGACAAAGUGUAUACAAAUGUAGGACAUCAGGAGGGUUGUGCUGAGGUGGGUGGCAAAGUAGGGAUACUCAUUUUGGUGAGGAUAGACCCCAAUUUUUCAUUUUUUUUUUUAUAACCAGAAAGUUGGGGAUGGAAGACAGGAAGAGGGUAUAUGAGAGAGGAUUAGGGAAGCAUUAAGGAAAGCACAUAGCAUAAAAGACAGACAACACAGACAGAAACACUGUUGUAGGUUUACAUUACUGGGGGACUCGAGACAAGUGGAGGGAGAGGUGGUAGAGGUGGUAGAACAGGUCUCGCCUCUGUCCAGAGGACCUCAAAUAUUUCCACUGGCUGAUGGACUUGUAGUGGGGGACCACAGUGACUUGUGGAUGAAGGCUUCCGGAGACUCAGUGGACAGAUGCAGCCAGGUCAGUAAGUCUGUAACCCACUGAAGGAGGUGCUGCAUUGUUGGAGGGUGUCUCUCCACCCCUCACUUAACUGUGUCUUCAGCCUGCUCUUGAACCUCAUUCUGUUUGUUACUUUACAGGCUGCACAGCACCAGGGUUCCCACAGAACCAGAGCCACCACCUUGACCCUGUAAAGACAUAUUAUCAGGCGACCAGAGGAAGCUGGUGAUCAGUCCCUGACCUGUGAGGCACAAGAGUGGGCUGCCCGUGGUAUCUCUGGACCUGUGGAAAAGGAACCUAAAAGGGGAAAGAGAG
Messenger RNA from Protopterus annectens (West African lungfish), 5176 nucleotides. It is a transcript of the gene LYPLAL1, whose product is annotated as lysophospholipase like 1. The transcript has 5 exons. Gene Ontology annotation, molecular function: palmitoyl-(protein) hydrolase activity; carboxylic ester hydrolase activity. The coding region runs from base 108 to 812 and encodes 234 amino acids. NCBI's taxonomy places the organism in Eukaryota, Metazoa, Chordata, Ceratodontiformes, Protopteridae. Gene Ontology annotation, cellular component: cytoplasm. Gene Ontology annotation, biological process: protein depalmitoylation. The record is from RefSeq and is a predicted model, not a curated record.